AUGGAUGGCGGAACUGUCUCCGCCGCCGCUGUUUCUUCGGCCACCAACGCAGUCUUACGUGUGUCGCAGAUCAUAUAUGAACUCAUUGCAGUCGGAGAGCAGGCAAGGGAUUUGUUGGCGGCCACGAAGCAUGUCGCAAAGUCAUUGGACACGACUCGGCAUCUGCGCCGAUGCAAAUCAAUGCACCUGGAGGCGACCGAAAAAGAGUGGAUCGACAGUAUCAUGGUGGAUGCGAGCAAGACGCUGAACAACGUUGCGACCUUGGUAGAAUCCGUCAGGGUCGACAUGCAAACCAAACAUGGGAAGAUUGGGUUGGUGAACAGGGGCUUGUUCGUGUUUCGAGAUUCUCCCAAGAUCCCUACGCAAUUGACGCAGUUGAGUAUCGCCAGCCAGAGUCUCAACACUGCAUUGACAAUCCUGUCGCAAAGAGAGGGACAGCCUUCGCCAUCCAUGUUGCACCACCCUAAACUGGACCAUAGGAGAAGCACGGCAUCACUAAUCUCAUCACCCAAACAGCCACCAAACUACGAAGAGAGCGAAUUCCUCAACCGGAGAAGGAGGUCUUCAAACACCUCUUCUCUGCUAUCGCCAGUGCAAUCGCCAAACGAAGAGCCUCUCAGCACACCAGGUGGUGCAAGUGUGAUACUCGAAGACGAAGAUACAGUUCUCAGAUCUAAUCAAACUGCGGAACGUCAAGCGCAGUUUCGACCACACCCAGCACCACCACAAAUCGACAACGAGAAGAUUGUCAUCUCCACUGAGCAUCAAGGAAAUCCUCUCAACAGAGGGUUCAAUGCAACCCCCUAUUAUAGCUCAUGGGAAAACGAUUCGAGCCACCCUGAUACCACGCGCCACAGUAAUACUGUAUGGAGUGGGCAUCAAGGUCAUAGCCAGGCUGAUGGUUACGUAUACAAAGCCUACAACCCUUGGCUUGAGCAACUCGGUUCUCGGAGCCGGAGACCAAGCCACAACGCAGACCAAAACAGUGAGACGUUCAAUUCUCACUCAAGGGCUUGGCCGCAGGCCUGUGAUGAGCCUUUCUUCCUCCCUCAACAUGACCGUACGUCAAGUUACGAGAAGAUUAACUCGGGUGCCCGAAGCUCACUUCUGGAUUUAUCUCCCGGAAACAACAUUCCUCAUCUACCCGGACAGUCGGGACUCAACAUCAGCUUCCCUUUGACACCUCCAGGGAACAAUCCUGGCGGACCGGUCUUGCAAAAGGUUUGCUCAAGGACUUCCGUAUCGAUGUCUUCUCCGUUAUCCCAGGUGCCUGAGAGCGAACCCUGUAGCGCAACAAGUGCAGCUUCAUCAAGUUGUAGUCCUACUGCACAGCCUCAACUUCUAACACCCUAUCCCCUUCCCGGUCAGGGAAUAAGAAUGCCAACACAGUAUGAUGAAAGACACUCACAUCAUGAAAGUCAUUCCCCCUACAGCAUCCAUAAUAGCCCUGGUACUGCGUCUACUACUGUCAUCAAUAAGGACUUCAUGCCCUUGUCGACAUAUGAAAGUGAAUCGGGUUCUAGGCGUUCAGCACGGUCUUCAUUGGACUACUUUUCGCAAGGAACAAGUGGCGAAACAGGGGGUCUGGAUAUGACUAAGGGCCUGGCACGAGAUGGCUCAAUUUCGCAGCCGUCUCAGGAGCAGCGCUCUUCGGUUCAUUUUACAAGAACACGCUCUAGGAAGUAUGCUUGGUUGCAACACCAUGCUGGUGAGGACUGA
Messenger RNA from Exophiala spinifera, 1719 nucleotides. RefSeq lists its product as uncharacterized. The record is from RefSeq and is a predicted model, not a curated record. NCBI's taxonomy places the organism in Eukaryota, Fungi, Ascomycota, Eurotiomycetes, Chaetothyriales, Herpotrichiellaceae. The transcript has a single exon. Bases 1 to 1719 code for a protein of 572 amino acids.